AGCAAGCAGUGCAGUGUGUAAAUAGAAGCUACCACUGUGUAGAGGAUCACACAUCUCCUUAGGCUGGACUCAUUACAGGUGGUCACUGCAAACAUGUUGGUCCAUGGCUUAGGACUGACUCUCUACGUGGUCUACACAAUGUUAUACACCUUGAUACACGGCUCAAGCUUCACUAUGGCUACCUCUGAAUCUCAACAACAGGCCUAUGCCUCUAUAAUGAAGGGUAUAACGGAGUUGAAUUUUGAGGGUUCCUCUAUUCCCGGAGUGUUUGUUUUAAGCAGGGAACAUGCAUUUCCACUGGUGAUAAACAACGAAGGCAAAGUCCAGGCGGCUGCUUCAUUGUACGGCACGGGACGCUUGGUCACAUUGUGUCAUGAAACGUACCUGACUACUUUACCUGAUAUGGUGGAAAAUGCACUGAACUGGUUGAGGGGAGAAUCAGAUAAUAUGACCGUAGGGGUACAUCAGAGUGUCAGGGAAGUAGCUGACAAUAACUUCAAGACAAACUUUCAAAUCAAAGUUAUGCAGAAGUUUAGUAGUGACCAAGGAAUAAGAGUGUAUGUAACAGAUGCCUUUAGUGUGGACGGAAGUGAAAAAGAAAUAAUAGCUUUUAUGAAGGCAGGAGGAGGGGUGCUUAUAGCGGCACAGGCCUGGCACUGGUCCUAUCAGCACCCAAAUGACAACCUUCUACUGGAGUACUGGGGCAACAAAGUGUCAUCAGUGGCUGGUGUGUACUUCAUGGAGGAUUAUGGAGAAAGAGCGCGAAUCAGCAUCGGACCACAAAUCCCAUCCUGGAGGACUGUUGAAGUCAGCAACAGUUUUACGAAGGACCGAGAGAUUCUGCUUAACGGCGUGACUGAAUUGAGUUUCGAUGAGUCUUCUCUGGGCUCUGAAAUCCUGGUGCACGGCCUUCUGGCAUUCCCCAUUGCCUGGAACAACGAUGGAAAAAUAUUUCUGGCUGGAGGCUACUAUGGCAAAGGCAGAAUCAUUGCAGCUGCACACGAGAACCUAGUGGGGACAAAUGAAAAGUUUUGGGAUAACGCUCUUCACUGGUUGGAUCAAGGUCGACAGGGGGUUGUUGGUGCUGAUCCAUAUCACGCACUUACUGCCCUCCAAAAGUCUGGAUUGAAUGUUGAGGAAACAGAAUUUAAACCUGGUCUCAGUGUGUAUGUGUGCACAACUUGGAAGGAUACCUACAUCAGGGAGAUGUUGGAGUUUGUGGCUGAGGGAGGAGGUCUGGUGCUUGGAGGACAAGCCUGGACCUUCAUUCAACGAAGCGAUCUAAACUAUCUGACAGAGUGCCCCGGAAACAAAAUACUUAACCCAAUGGGGCUAAUUCAGUUGUCAACAAAAGUUAGAGGAGGUGUCUUCAAAGUUCCAGACCCCAGCACAGCUGUGAAACAUCAUCACUUCAGUCACCUCUUGAACCUUUUUGUUAGUUUUAUGAUGGAGGACAAAGCUCUGACUCCAGAAGAAGUGAAGACAAUGGAAACCCAGAUACACCACAUUACCUCCUACCUGCAGACCCAUAAUCACCAGAGUUAUUUUUAUCAGCAGACAGUGAUGAAACUUGUGGACAUAGUGAAAAAGGCAGGGUUUCCUCAGCUGACUGGUGUUCCAGCAACCAGUGUCAGGGACAAGCUCCUCCUGAGCCUUGUAGCAGAGGUGUACAAGGUCUGCCCUGAUCCAGAUGACCUAAUACAAAGUCUCUUCAAGAAUCCCCCACAGCUGCAAACGGUUCAGAACCAACGGGUCAGAGUGAAUGUGGACACUGGGGAUGGAGAGGAGUGGCUCAGCACCGGGCUUUACCUUCCUCCUGGGAUUAAGAGCAACAUAACCCUCCCAACAGAGAUGGUCAAUAAGGGAUGGAAGGUGCAGAUCAGCUGUCAAACAGACACACUUGACCCAAAGGAGGACUUGUACAGAGCUCCAGUUGUUUCAGAGAGGUUCCUGGUCCUUUCUCAGGCGAUGCAGGUGCACAACUUUUGGGGCGGGCUCAUUUACCUGAUAGCACCUUCCAACACUAAGCUGACAGGAGUGGAUGUCAUAAUUCACGAGGCAGUCCUUGCUCCUUAUUAUAAAUCUGGAGAGACAUCACUGUCGGACUGGCUUCAGCUCCGUAACUCAUCCUCUCCCUGGGCUGAGCUGGAAUUUGAGAACAUCAUUCUAACAGUGCCCUCGGACGUUGUGAGGAGCAUGGACCGUCCUGAUGAGAUUGCCUCUCUCUGGGACAGGAUCAUGAGGGCCAUCGCUGAUCUGGCUGUGAUUCCACCCAAGUUUAAAAGAAAGGAACGCUUUGUCUGUGAUGUUCAGAUUUCAGCUGGUUUAUUGCAUGCUGGUUACCCUGUUAUGGCACACACACCUAAAGCUGCAGUUGUGACAAGCCUUUCAGAGAUUAAGAAAGAAGGACUGUGGGGUCCCAUCCAUGAACUGGGGCAUAACCAGCAGAGAUGGCAAUGGGAGUUUCGCCCUCACACCACAGAGGCCACAUGUAACCUGUGGUCUGUGUACGUACAAGAGACUGUGCUUGGCAUAUCCAAGGACAUGUACCAGGCGGCUGAAUUAACCCAGGAAUAUCGAAAUGGCAUUAUAGUAAAGUAUGUGAAUGAUGGCAGAAAACUGGAUAACUGGAACACAUGGGUGGCACUGGAGACUUAUUUACAGCUUCAGGAGAAGUUUGGCUGGGAACCGUUUAAGAAAGUUUUUGCUGCCUACCACACCAUGGAUGAGGCGACGAUCCCCAGUGACAACACAGGCAAGAUGAACCUGUACACAGUGACCUUCUCUCAAGUGGUGGGGAUGGACUUGACUGGGUUCCUCAAGUCCUGGGGUUGGCCUAUAGAGGGCGACACUGAGCAGAAACUUUCCAAACUGCCAGCUUGGACAGACCACCCUAUGGUCAAAUAUAACAAAUAAAGAACACAUUAUUCACUUCACACUUAAAGGUCAGACAGGAUAUUUCAGACUUUUACAUUUGACAUAUUUGUGGUGAUGUUGCCUGUUUAAUAACUUUGGAGAGUACUAGUGUUUUGAUAGGAAAGUUUUAGCAUACGCCAACUCUGCUAUAAUUUUCCAUUUUCAGUGGUCAGCAGGUUUUUUGAUGGGUGGCAUGAGUAUCUUUGAGGUCUUGACUGCACUUUAUGUCUCGAUUUGUUGGAUUUCAGAUUAUCACAACAUGGCCAACAAUAUUUAAUACAAUUAAUUGGGGGCAGCAAAUUAAUAUUGUUAAAAUGCAAGCAAUGCAGUAAAUAUUAAAACCCCUUAUAGAACAGUAUUUCUCAAAAUGUGGUACCUGUAUCUGUGGUAAUUGUACAGCUCUGAUCUGGAAUUAUUCUAGUCCUAAUUGGAAAAAUGUUUUCGUGGAUGUUACUUGGUGUUAAAGGUUUGAGAGCCACUAGACUUUAUCACCACAUCUUUUAGCAAAACUACACUAACUAUUACCAUAACAAUAAAAUAUCUUACUAAGUUUUAAGGUGUAAAGGUGUUGGACAUAAUUCUAAUGUAACAGAAAAAUUCAACAAGCACAUUUGAGUGUCUUCUGUUUAAUUUUACAUGUCAGUGCUUUUUAUUUGUUUAUUACGUAUCUAGUUUGUAUCAUAUAUAUGUAGUCAUCAUAUUAGGUAGGGGGGUUAUCAUAUAGAGAUUGAUGAAAGCAGUAUAUCUCUGUAUCUGUCAUCAAACCAAUAAAAAUCUUGAUGAGCUG
Messenger RNA from Periophthalmus magnuspinnatus, 3703 nucleotides. Its product is annotated as TRPM8 channel-associated factor homolog. The record is from RefSeq and is a predicted model, not a curated record. The coding region runs from base 94 to 2916 and encodes 940 amino acids. The transcript has 13 exons. Lineage: Eukaryota; Metazoa; Chordata; Actinopteri; Gobiiformes; Gobiidae.